Caenorhabditis remanei is the source of this 981-nucleotide messenger RNA. RefSeq lists its product as uncharacterized. Bases 1 to 981 code for a protein of 326 amino acids. Lineage: Eukaryota; Metazoa; Nematoda; Chromadorea; Rhabditida; Rhabditidae. The transcript has 7 exons. Gene Ontology annotation, molecular function: protein binding. The record is from RefSeq and is a predicted model, not a curated record.
AUGUCUGAAAAGCCGUCGGCCGGAGUAGUUGAUCUACCACAAGAAGAAGAGGAAUCUAAAGAGCCGGUUUUGAAAAAUCAAUUCGAUUUAAGCACCUACGAUGCGUAUUCAACCGAAAUCGAUCUAACUCACACACGUGCUGACCAUAUUCCAGAUCUAUCCAGAUUCACAAAUGUUGAGGAGCUCAGAAUGAGAAACAAUCUACUCACUUCAUGCAGCCCUACAUUGUCUUCAUUGGUCACACUCACAUCUCUCGACUUGUACGAAAAUCAGUUGACCGAGAUUUCGAAUCUUGAGUCUUUAGUCAACCUAGUGUCUCUUGAUUUAAGUUACAACCGAAUCCGUGAAAUCAGUGGGCUUGAUAAGUUGACUAAACUCGAAAUUCUGUAUCUUGUUAAUAACAAGAUUGAGAAAAUCGAAAAUUUCGAAUCAUUGACACAACUGAAACUCCUUGAGCUCGGAGAUAAUCGAAUCAAGAAAAUCGAAAACAUCGAACAUCUUGUGAAUCUGGAAGAAUUAUUUUUGGGAAAGAACAAAAUACGGCAGAUUGAAGGAGUUGGAGGUCUUCAAAAACUUCGCGUUCUGAGCAUUCCAGGAAACCGACUCGUGAAAAUUGAAAACGUUGAGGAGCUGAAAGAUUUGAAAGAACUCUAUCUCAGUGAUCAAGGUCUUCAGAAUAUCUAUGGUGUCGAAAGUUUGGUUAAUCUCACUCUGCUGGAUGUCGCUAAUAAUGAAAUCAAUUCAUUCAGUGGAGUUGAAAAGCUGACAUCAUUAAACGACUUUUGGGCGAACGAUAACAAGGUUGAAAGUUUCUCAGAGAUUGAACUUCUAUCGAAGCUGAAAGAUCUGCAGACCGUUUACCUUGAACGAAAUCCAUUCUACUUUCACGAUACUAACCAGUAUCGUAGAAAGGUUAUGAUGACGCUGACGCAAGUCACCCAGAUCGAUGCCACUAUGUGCAGACAACCAACUUCUUCAUAA